This is a messenger RNA of Paraphaeosphaeria sporulosa, 750 nucleotides long. RefSeq lists its product as uncharacterized. The transcript is spliced from 2 exons. Lineage: Eukaryota; Fungi; Ascomycota; Dothideomycetes; Pleosporales; Didymosphaeriaceae. The record is from RefSeq and is a predicted model, not a curated record. The coding region runs from base 1 to 750 and encodes 249 amino acids.
AUGCGCCGCGUCGAGAGAUGGGCGGGUUUAACACGCACAGUCAGCAAUUGGGAUGGCUUGCGAAGAGACCCAGAGCUUUGGGAUGAGGAUGGUGACUGCCUCGUACAUCUCUACGCGGUUGGACAAUCGCGACGCGGUCCCUCGUUCUGCGUCCCAUUCCAACUGCUGAAGCAUAGAAACUGCGGGUCCAUGUUUAGCCUUUGCUUCGCGCAGACAACAAAAAAUACCGUAUCGAACAACACUUCGUCGAACGUGAAGCAGCUUCCUAGUAAAGCCUCACUUAGGAUAGAGCUCUACAUCCCAGCGCCCGAAGACACUAGUCGCGAAGCAUCCUUCCAAUGGCAUAUCGCAACACGGAAUUUCUUCGCAUUUAUCUCUGGGAAACCACUAGUUGGGAGCCACUUGGGACAGGCAAUGAUCGAUUUGCAAGAAAGAAUGUGCCUUUUCCGAUCCGGACGCGUGGACAAUCAUCAGGACUUUCUGGAUUAUGUAGAGGCUCAAGGCUAUCGAGACUUCGUCGGCUUCCCGGAUUAUGCGCUUGCUAUGCUUUACUAUGCCGAGCACUACAAGAUCAGAGACGCUUGGAUCGAUGCGUUUGCACACUGCGUCGGUAUGAAUGAGAAGCUCGUUCUCAGUCCUGAAUUUCCAGUGAGUACGUCUACAGUUGGCGGACAGAGAUUGAAUAGCUCCGACUUCGGCACUGCCCGUCCUGGCAGUUGCUCCAAUCUCAAUUCGCGCACUGUAUUUUAG